GCUGCAAGUAAUUAUGGCAACCUCAAGAAACGGUACGAAGAUAUGGCUAGACAGCAGGGCGCGGAGAUAGAAGUGAAGAAGCUGUUGAUCGCACCCAAGCAUCUUGAUACUGAACGUGUUAAGUCUCUUAUGGCUGUCGCGAAAGAUGGAGAAGCGCCGCUGUACAUUCAGACUCUUGUCAAAAUCAUACGGGAUAUUGCCAUCCAAUCAGGUGGCAUGGGAACUUUUGAUUAUGCAAAACUGAAAGCAGAGCUUGAUGCACAGAUGUUCUCCAAAAAACAGAAUCAGCCUCUGAACUUACGGAUCAAUCUCCUUGAAAGCUUUCUCGACCACCAGCCAAAGCCAGACCCGUUCGCAGAUUCAACGCAGAAGCAGUGGUUGCCGAGCCCAGACUACCUCAUCGGUGCACCUGGUAAGCUGGUGAUCGUGGAUUUAACGGACCCCGUGGUAGACGUUGACUCUGCUUGUGUCUUGUUUGAUACAUGCCUCUUGAUUUUCGUAGCGCAAACAACUUGCGGAAAGAUCAUCGCGCUUGACGAGGCACACAACUACCUAAUCAACGAGAACAUGGCAGCGAAGCAGUUUACUGGCAAGCUACUAAAGAGUAUUCAAGAGCAGCGUCAUCAGGGCACGCGUAUCGUCAUUGCAACACAAGAGCCAAGUCUGGACACCGCUCUACUUGACCUAUGCAGCAUCAUCAUGGUACAUCGCUGCAGUAGUCCAGCCUGGUUCGCAGUCUUGAAGAAGCAUGUUGCGGGUCUGUACCUCAGCAGUGAUGGGAUUGAGGAAGAUGGCAAGAAGGUCCCGACAAGUAUUGAUGAGCGGGCGUUAUUUCGGCAGAUUGUGAAAUUGAAGUUGGGUGAGAGCUUGCUCUUCUGUCCGAUGGCUGCGGUGGACUUCAACAGCGGCGAGCUGCAAAGGAUGGCGGACCAAUUUGUGAGGUUUAGAACGAGGCAGCGCAUCACUGCUGAUGGAAGCCGGACUCGGCUUGCUAAUGGUGCAUGA
Molecule: messenger RNA, 1005 nt
Organism: Macroventuria anomochaeta
Lineage: Eukaryota; Fungi; Ascomycota; Dothideomycetes; Pleosporales; Didymellaceae
Exons: 2
Source: RefSeq, a predicted model, not a curated record